AUGGAUCCCAAGCGGAGAGCAGGAAGUCGAGCAGCCCCUCGAGCACCUCGUCCUUCAAUCCAGCGCAGGCCUCAACUCCCGAACCCACGAACAGAAAAUUCUUUCAUGCAAAUGGAGCCCCAGAUCAUCUUCACGCAGCCCAAGCACCCCUCCACAGCCCUCGAGCUACACCGUCUCGGCCAGGAACCGCCAGUUCCGGUGUUAGUCAGGGUCCAACACCCUCUCAGCGACCAAUGUCACCUGCAAAAGCCGCUACAACACCGACAUCUGCACCUUUGCAUCAGACCAACCCUACCCCAACAAAUGUCACAAAUCGGCCAAUAUCGUCGUCACCGUCAAGCUUGCUUCCGGCACAUAUUCCUCAGGGAGGGAGGCGGGUCAGUAUCGAGUCGCCAAAGAGACCGCAGAGAGGUCAUGCCAGGACUGGUAG
Molecule: messenger RNA, 430 nt
Organism: Clonostachys rhizophaga
Lineage: Eukaryota; Fungi; Ascomycota; Sordariomycetes; Hypocreales; Bionectriaceae
Source: the annotation of a GenBank genome assembly